Closterium sp. Yama58-4 is the source of this 1818-nucleotide messenger RNA. The record is from the annotation of a GenBank genome assembly. Lineage: Eukaryota; Viridiplantae; Streptophyta; Zygnematophyceae; Desmidiales; Closteriaceae.
AUGAUGGGAACUAGUUCACACCCAGCUCACGUAGCAUACCUGAAAGUAUGCUACGAUUGUGGGCAUGUUUUGGGGGCCAGGAAUUUUGUGACGAUGUCCCGCCAGCUGUCGGCGCGAUGGCCGCUGCCUCGCUGGCAGCCGCUGCUGAUGUCUCGGGCCGUGCUCCCUGCGCUGCAAGGAACCGCGCACGUCGCGCCGUGCGACUGGGCGAGCUGCUGGCGGCGCGCGUCCAGCGCGAUGAACGGCGAGGUGCGGGCGGAGGGGGGCGUCGGGAACGCGCGGACACGAGGACGGGUGGACGAGGAGGAGGGCCGAGGGAAGCGGCAGGAUUUACCACAGGGCCGGGGAGUCGUCGCAAGUGGAGGAGGGGCGGCGGUAGACGCGGGUAGAGGGCAAGGGGGGUGUGAGGAGCGCAGCUCUAUGGGCCACGGCCAGCAACACUUUCCCCCGUGCUCCUCCGCGCAUGGCGUGCAGCCGUGCGCGCUCCGCUCCCCGCGAUACACGCGCGUCGCUGUACCACAUGUGCUGCGGGAGGGAGGGCUGCAGCACGUGCUGCAACGCGUGGGGCUGUGGCCUGCGCCCCCCCCGCACCACCGCCUUCCGCCAGGCUUCCCGCCACGCGAGCGUGGCGAUGCGCGCAUGUACCCGGGUGUGGGCGUGGCGGUGUCGGGCGGAGUGGACAGCAUGGCACUCGCGCUCACUGCCGCGCGCAUGCAGCGCGCACAGCAGGGGGAGGGGGAAGACGGGGGAGGAGGGGGGGUGCGCAUGGUGGCGAUGGUGGUGGACCACGCUCUCAGGCCCGGCAGUGCACGUGAAGCCACGCGCACCCUGGCGUGCCUGCACCACCUAGGGCUGCAGGCAGUGCUGCUCACGUGCCGCUGGCCGCACGGCCCGCCCCCUCCCUCACGCCUGCAGCAGGACGCCAGAGCACAGAGGUAUGCGCUGCUGCACGGCGAGUGUGUGAAGCGCCACCUACCCGUGCUCAUGACGGCACACCAUGCCAACGACCAGGCAGAGCUGCUGCUGCUGCGCCUCGCCCGCUGCAGCGGCGUCGACGGCCUUGCAUGCAUGCCACUGCUCUCUCCGCUCCCCCCCUCUCCCCCUCCUCUGCUGCCCUGCUUCGCACCUUUGCAUGCGCAUGGCAACGGCAGCAUACGCCCCGGCACAUCUGGCAGCAGUCGUAGCAACGGCAGGAGCACUGACAGUCAUUUUGAGUGUGUGCAUGGCAGCAGCAGCGGGGGCAGCGGGCAGGGAGGCAGCGAGGCGGUGGUGGUGGUGCGGCCGUUGCUGGGGGUGGGCAAGGAGCACCUGGUGCAGUUGUGUGAGUCCCUCGCGCACCCGUGGAUCGACGACCCCUCCAACGCCUCCUCGCUCUUCCUGCGCAACCGCAUUCGCCACGCCCUCGCUGCCCUGCCUCCACACCACGCCACUGCAGUGCACUUGGCAGCGCAGAGCACGAGUGCGGUGGCGGCUGCCCUGCGCUCUCACCGCCUCACAGCAGCACGCCGCCUCGCUGCUCAAGCCCUGCUCCCCACCUCCGGCGGGGCGGUGCACAUCAGCGUGGUGGAGCUGCUGGCACCGCACUGGUCCCAUGACACGCGCAUGCAUGUGCUCUCGCUGCUGCUGCAGCACGUGGGGCAGCGGGCCUACCCGCCGCGCACGCGUGGUGUGCGGGCACUGCUGGACCGCAUGCGCCUCUACCUCUCCGCAGCAUCUUGGGGAGCGUACAGCAUGGCGGGGUGCACUCUCACCGCACUGCCUGGUUCCCGAGGCACCGUCGCCUGCAUUGCUGCACACGCACCCACGCCUGCUACCUGA